AACGCCAAUACUAUCGAUCUAAACAUUUAAACAAACUACAUCUGGCUUAAUGUUUUAUACACGUGACAGACACCCUUAAAUUCUCUCGAGGCACGUGCAGAGAUCGAGCUGCACCGAACGCUUUCCCACCGGCUUUUUUCCUCCUCCAUACCUGUCAUAACUUGUCGUCAACAACAGCAUCUUAAAGUGAUUCACGGCCUUGUAAGAGCUGCAGGGUUUGUGAGGAAUCAGGAAGCAUUCCUUGUUUUUCACGGAAGUCUAGCCUAUCUGUUUGCCAUGGCCGAGGAUCUUCCAGGCUCGCUUUCGGGGCCUUCUAAACGCCCGGGAUGUACCGUUGUGAUCGCUAUGGAUGGAAGUUUAUAUUCCCAACAUGCAUUUGAAUGGUAUGUUGAAAACAUGUACAAAAAAUACCCGGCUGAGCACUUAAAAGACUCACAUAAGAAACCACCAUACUUGACCACAGACCCUUCUAAGGCCUCGGAGUUGGCAAAUGAAGAGGAGAGAAAAAUCAAAGAAAUGUUUGCUGAUUGGAAAGAUCAAAUUAAACAAGCAGGGAUUGAUGGAUGUGUAGUUAGAACAUCCGGGGAACCUGGACGAGCUAUCAUCAAAAUUGCGCGUGGAGAAGGCGCUGAUUUUAUCGUAAUGGGAUCACGUGGUCUUGGUACGCUACGCAAAACGUUUAUGGGAAGCGUUAGUGAUUACAUCGUGCACCAUGCGCAUAUACCAGUGACUGUUGUUCGAAAUCGUGAUGAAGAUAAUCAAUGAUAAAAAUUUAACUUGUCUGCAAGUUAUGUUUGAGCUCUAUUUAUUUUCGAUAUUUUUUCUUUCAUUAAAUUUUGUACAUACCA
This is a messenger RNA of Saccostrea cuccullata (small rock oyster), 848 nucleotides long. Its product is annotated as universal stress protein YxiE-like. The transcript has 6 exons. Lineage: Eukaryota; Metazoa; Mollusca; Bivalvia; Ostreida; Ostreidae. The record is from RefSeq and is a predicted model, not a curated record. The coding region runs from base 277 to 765 and encodes 162 amino acids.